AAUAUUUAUGAAAAUUACCUUUAGCAUGGAUAUUGCAAGCAACGCUAACGAAUUAAUCAACAAUAAAGACACUAAAAAAGCCUUCACUGUUUUUGUAUGAACUUGGCUUUCCCGGAUCGAAUAAUCGAAUGCAGUUGCAAACAAACAGAAGAUGAUAGUGUUAAGGUGAUGAGUUGUCAAGUAGAAAAAAAUAUCAAUUUUUGGCUAUUAAUACAAAUUAUUUUAUAAUAAAACUAAGAGUUAUAUGUUAAAUUGUAAAAUUUAUUAUUUAUUGAGAUCUUAAAAGAAUUUUAAAUGUAACGAAAUUACGCAGAUAAAUUAUUUCUCAUGGUAUCAUUUAGGUUAUAAUGCUACGUAUAAAAAAAAAUAUUUGGUCAUUGGUAUAUAUAUAAAUUCGUAAUAAAGUAAAAUUGUCAACACUAUUGUCUUAUAUUUUAAUCGCUGGUAUGGCUCGCCCAUCAAUUUCGGCACAGUGUGAUUCUGUUGCUUCGUACAUGGAUGGAGUUCAUGUUAAAAUCGUGGAAGCGUACAAGCCACCACGAAAAGUUGCUUUGCCAGCAGUGUACAGUAAUAAAUUACCAGAUAUAUCGAAAUUAGUAUAUAAUUUCAGCUUAGAAAAAUCCGUCCUUGAAAAGAUGGCAGAAUGGCGUAAAGCUAGAGAAGCAAAUAUCAAAGCACGUACAGCUCGAUUAGAAGAAAAAAAGAAAAGAGAAAAGGAGGAAUCUCCGCCACCACCUCCACCUCUUCCAACAGAAGCAAUAAAACAGCCACCAGUCAAAGUUAUUCCACCGCCAGAAACAACUAUACUUACUCCACAACCUUUGUCUCCGCCAGCAAAUGAUUUACAAAAUCAUGUACAAUCUAAUGGACUUAACUAUGCAGAUUUUGAUAAUGACACAAGCAGUCCUUUCGAUAAUAUGGAAUUAAAAACUAUUAACGAUAUGGAAGAACUUGCACAGGUAUUGCAACCUACAUCACAAUGGAUACCAUCUACCAAAUUAGAAAAUAUAAUAAACGAAUUAACUAUCGAAGAAGAAUCUGUGGUUUGUGAGGAAGAAAAAGAAGAAAAUAUAAAUAUUAAUGUGCAUGGCGAUGAAGACGCUGACCAAAAUAUUAAUGUUAAGCCUCGCAGUGUGUCAACAAUUGUACAAGAACUUCAAAGGGAAUUGGAACGGCCUUCGAUGGAGAACUGGAAACCUUGGCCUGAUUUGGAGAGUCCAGAUACUGAUUCGUACAGCAAACACAAACACGAACAUUUAUUAGUGUCGAAUAGUUCAAAUCAUACAAAUCCUCUUUCGAAUUUAAAAGGAGAAGAUCUGAAACUAGCUCAACAUCUAAGUGAUAUGGGAUUUCCUUUAUCACGAGCAGCACGUGCUAUAUGUGAUCUCGGUGGUGAAGACAAUAAAAAGGUUGUAGAAUAUCUUCUAGCUAUUCAGUCUUUAGAAGAGACUGGUAUGUCUGGAGAGGAUGCAGAGAAAGCACUUACAUUAACACAUUAUGAUCCAAAUAAAGCAAGAAUAUAUUAUAAAAAUUUAUGCACAUUAAAGGAUUUAGGAUUUCCGGAAGAUCAGGCGUCUAUGGCAUUAUUGAAGUGCGAUAUUGAUAGAGAUAGAGCAUUAGACUUUCUUAUUUCUUAACUUUUAAUAGUUAGAUAUGUGGUUUUGUGAACAACUUCUGACGUUGCGGAACUUCUACUCUUAAUAUCAUAGGUAAGCUUGUUUUGUUAAUUUUAAGGAAAUUCGGUUUAUUUUUCACUUAUGUACAAACAUUUGUUUUUAAUGUUUGAUGAUACGUAUUAUGUUGCAAUUAAGGAAAAAUGAGCAUUGAGACUGACAA
Molecule: messenger RNA, 1836 nt
Organism: Polistes canadensis
Lineage: Eukaryota; Metazoa; Arthropoda; Insecta; Hymenoptera; Vespidae
Product: ubiquitin-associated protein 1
Exons: 4
Coding region: 447-1637 (396 amino acids)
Biological process (GO): ubiquitin-dependent protein catabolic process via the multivesicular body sorting pathway
Cellular component (GO): ESCRT I complex
Molecular function (GO): ubiquitin binding
Source: RefSeq, a predicted model, not a curated record